CAAAUUUCGAUACUAAUGGCAUAUUGUUUUCGACUCAUCUGCAUUAUCAUUAUGGCAAAUGAUUACUUGAAAAGGAAAUGGGGAAUGUGGUUCAAAGUGAUUGACGGACAACAAAAACACAGGAUCUCACAUGAAGAUAUGACGGACAUAGAGAACAAAUUUGCGAUACUUAGUCACAUGGAUGCCGAGCAAAGAAAACGUAUGCAGGAAAUCCUUGACAACCUGGUCAAUGAAAACGUUUUCUAUGGAAAGCCAGGUCCUGUAUCCAAAGACGAGUUUAUUGAAAUGCAAAACGAGGACUUUAAAACUGACAAGGAUAACUAUAUUGCAAAAAGGCGGCAUUAUUUUACCGUACUAUUUGAGACCAUGAAUGUAUCCGGAAAUGGCAUAACCGAAGAAGAGUUUGUAAACACGUUCAGAUCAGUUGGCCACGAGAAUAUAUCGCUAAUUAAGCAGUUUUUCCAUUCGUAUAAUCCUGAAGAGGGAGUAUUGCCACUGAGCAUCUUAAUCAACUCUUGGGUUCAGUUCACAACCUGUGAGGACAGUUCAAAGCCCGACAUUGUUAAAGCUGGACUAGAAUCGGGUGUAUGAAAAGUUUCGUUGGUAUUCGAUCAAUGAUCGCCGUAGAUAGACAUGAUUGUGUGUUAAUCUCUUAAUCAAUCAGUCGAUCUUUGAUUUGGAAAUUAUAGACAUAAAAAUCCUAUAAUCCUGAAAUAAAAUGGUUGACUUUUAUAUUUGAAAACCGCUUUCUAUAGAAAAAUGUUAUUCAGAAAGUUUUAUUUCUUCAGGGGUUUGAAAACAGACAUAUACCCUAAGUAUAUAAAGAAGUACGGACCUAAACGUAAUUGUGAGAUGUUAUGGGUGUAAUAAACAAAUAUCUUUGUGCAAAACUAUUUUGUUAACAGUACUUAGCGUUUCAUUCGUAUCUAAGGCGAUUUUUACAGAUGAACAGUAUUGGGCUUUUCAUCAACCCAAACGCCAUAAAAAUGAAAUAUAUCUAUAUAUGAUAUAAAAUAAUUGUAGGCACAUACUCAUAAAAUUCAAUCUUUAGUAAAAA
Mercenaria mercenaria is the source of this 1057-nucleotide messenger RNA. Its product is annotated as sarcoplasmic calcium-binding protein-like. The record is from RefSeq and is a predicted model, not a curated record. Lineage: Eukaryota; Metazoa; Mollusca; Bivalvia; Venerida; Veneridae. Bases 16 to 591 code for a protein of 191 amino acids. The transcript has 3 exons.